AUGGGAGGAGAAGGAAUGGUGUUACUGAAGUGGGCUGGAUAUAUGAGGAGGGCAGAGAGGUCAUGGAAGAAGCUAUUCUUUAGAAAUAAUAAAGUUGGAAAAGUGGGAGGAGUCAAUAUGCGAGCUAUGAAGGAGAGAGUAGCGAGACCAUGGUGUAUUUGCGGGGAAUUAGUAGCAUUUCAGGGUGGGAGAGCUAGCCAUUUUGAAUAUUAA
Molecule: messenger RNA, 213 nt
Organism: Sclerotinia sclerotiorum 1980 UF-70
Lineage: Eukaryota; Fungi; Ascomycota; Leotiomycetes; Helotiales; Sclerotiniaceae
Exons: 3
Coding region: 1-213 (70 amino acids)
Source: RefSeq, a predicted model, not a curated record